AUCUUCACCUGCACAAUAUGUCUGACACUGAGGAAGCUGUUGCAGUCGAACAACCUGUCGUAAAGAAAGGAAAGACCGGAAAGUACAGAAAAGAAAAGCCAUGGGAUACCGACGAUAUCGAUCACUGGAAAAUCGAGGAAUUCAAACCUGAAGACAACAAAUUAUCAUUCACAGAGGAAUCUUCGUUUGCAACUCUAUUCCCCAAGUACCGAGAAAACUAUCUGAAGGAAGUUUGGCCUCAUGUCACUCGUGCUCUCGAUAAAGUCGGUGUAGCUUGUGUUUUGGAUUUGGUUGAGGGUAGUAUGACGGUGAAGACGACAAAGAAAACGUACGACCCAUAUAUCAUCUUGAAGGCUAGAGAUCUCAUUAAGUUGUUGGCCAGAAGUGUCCCGUUUCCCCAAGCAGUUAAGGUCUUGGACGAUGGCAUUUCAUCCGAUAUCAUCAAAAUCGGUAACGUCACCCGAAAUAAGGAACGUUUUGUCAAGCGAAGACAGAGAUUAUUGGGCCCUAAUGGAUCAACGUUGAAGGCUAUCGAAUUAUUGACGAAAUGCUACAUGAUGGUUCAGGGUAAUACUGUGUCCGCAAUGGGUCCCUACCAGGGCUUGAAAGAAAUUCGACGUAUCGUCAUUGACUGUAUGAAGAAUGUUCACCCUAUAUAUCAUAUCAAGGAACUCAUGAUUAAGAGAGAGUUGGCAAAGGAUCCAAAACUUGCUACAGAAUCGUGGGAUCGUUUCCUUCCUCACUUCAAGAAGAAGAAUGUCAAGCUCAACAAGAAGCCCAAGCCCGACUCCAAAAAGAAGGAAUACACUCCCUUCCCUCCAGCACAGACCUUGUCGAAGAUCGACAAGCAAUUGGAAUCCGGCGAGUAUUUCCUCAAGGAUUCAGAGAAGAAGGCAAGAGAUAUGGCGGAGCGCAAGCAAAAGCAACAAGAGACCACUGUCAAGCGAAAAGCAGAACGCGAAAAGGAUUUCAUCGCACCCAAGGAACCUGUGCAGAAGAAGUCCAAGAAUACAAAAGAGUAGAUUGUGCUUUUUUGCCGUUACGAAGAUGUCCGUGCAGCCGCCAUCAUUCCUGUCUCUUCUUCCUAAUUUACUACUUUGUCAAUGCUAUUUCUUUGGAACAUGACACCCAUGUAUCUGUUUCCAAUUUGCUCUUCUUAUGUUUCUCUACCCCAGUUCGCCAGUCCGCAGCACGGUUUAUUUGGGGGUGUAUAAUUGAAAAAAAAAAAACAAGUUUUUUGUUGCACUCUGCGUAUCAUCCACAUGGCAUAAAGAAAUAAAAUAAAAUGCAUGCAUUAAUCCUCAACGGGGCGACGAUCAAAAA
Molecule: messenger RNA, 1323 nt
Organism: Umbelopsis ramanniana AG
Lineage: Eukaryota; Fungi; Mucoromycota; Umbelopsidomycetes; Umbelopsidales; Umbelopsidaceae
Exons: 5
Coding region: 18-1022 (334 amino acids)
Cellular component (GO): nucleolus; small-subunit processome
Molecular function (GO): RNA binding
Source: RefSeq, a predicted model, not a curated record